Coffea arabica (coffee) is the source of this 766-nucleotide messenger RNA. Its product is annotated as small ribosomal subunit protein eS27y. Gene Ontology annotation, molecular function: structural constituent of ribosome. Gene Ontology annotation, cellular component: ribosome. The record is from RefSeq and is a predicted model, not a curated record. Lineage: Eukaryota; Viridiplantae; Streptophyta; Magnoliopsida; Gentianales; Rubiaceae. Gene Ontology annotation, biological process: translation.
UGCCCUAGAAAAGCUGAGUUGAGCUAAAUAGAGGGUUGAGAUUAUUCGGUGAUGGAGCAUCCAACGACUCACAUUAAGGAGGUGAUCGUAUAUAAGAAUCGCAGAAGCCCUAACCGCUCCGUCACUUCACUUCACCUUUACAGGCGCCCUCGAAGCUGCUGGCUGCUUCUCUCAGGGAAUUCGGGUCUGUUUGAUUCCUUGAGCUUUCCAAAAAUCUCAUAAGAUGGUGCUGCCAAACGAUGUCGAUUUGCUAAACCCUCCUGCUGAUCUGGAGAAGAGGAAGCACAAGCUCAAGCGGCUGGUGCCCUCCCCCAACUCCUUCUUCAUGGAUGUGAAAUGUCAAGGUUGCUUUAACAUAACCACUGUGUUCAGCCAUUCCCAGACAGUGGUGGUCUGUGGUAACUGCCAGACAGUGUUGUGCCAGCCCACCGGUGGACGUGCCAGGCUCACUGAGGGAUGUUCUUUCCGAAGAAAGGGUGACUGAUUCCUUUUUUCUUUUGUUAAAGGGAACAGUUAAAACAGUUGCUAGUUUGUUGAAAGUGAGAGAGUCGGGCUGAGAUUUUGUUAUUUUGAUUGUUGCUUUUGUUUAGCAUGUAGUAGUUAAAGAACUAAGUUUUGGAUCUAUAACGACUUUGAGUUCUGUGAUUACUUUUAAAGUGAGAAUAUAUUUUAUUUGGGUAAUUUGUUUUCCUUUUGAAGGUAACUUUCACUGUACUUGUUGGUUUGUGCCUGUGUUUCAUGUAUUGAAGUUUUUUUAACCCCUCUA